Molecule: messenger RNA, 2395 nt
Organism: Sus scrofa (pig)
Lineage: Eukaryota; Metazoa; Chordata; Mammalia; Artiodactyla; Suidae
Gene: MYDGF
Product: myeloid derived growth factor
Biological process (GO): positive regulation of angiogenesis; positive regulation of endothelial cell proliferation
Source: RefSeq, a predicted model, not a curated record
UGAACCUUUUUUUAAAUAUAUUUAUUUAUUUAUUUUGCUUUUUAGGGUGACACCCGCGGCAUACGGAGGUUCCCAGGCUACGGGUCCAAUCGGAGCUGUAGCUGCCAGCCUAUGCCACAGCCACACCAAUGCAGGAUCCGAGCUGUGUCUGUGACCUACACCACAGCUCACAGCAAUGCUGGAUCCUUAACCCAAGCAAGGCCAGGGAUUGAACCCGCAACCUCAUGGUUCCUAGUUGGAUUUGUUUCCACUGUGCCAUGACGGGAACUCCUUCAUGGAGAACCUUAACAUCUAGUGUGAUGGUAUGAAGAGGUGGGCCUUUGGGAGGUGAUUAGGUCAUGAGGAUUGAGCCCUCACGAAUGGGAUUAGUGGUCUUAUAUAGGGACCCCAGAGAGCUCCCUUGAUCCCUCCGUAAUGUAAGGACAUAGCAAUAUGGAGUCUGUGAACCAGCAAAUGGGCUCUCUCCAGACAUCAAUUCUGCCAGAGCCUUGAUCUUGAACUUACAACCUCCAGGACUGUGAGAAAUUGAUGUGCACUGUUUAGUUAAGCCAGUCAGCUUCUCGGCCUAUGUUACAACAGCCCAGACUAAGGAAAUGAUUCAAUCCAGGAUGCUACAUUGCCUUUCAACGUCUUGGUCUCCUCACCCUGUGAUGGUUCCUCAGCCUUUGUCUUUCAAGACAUUUCUUAAGUAUUGCCAGUUAUCUUGGUAGAAUUCCCCUCAACCUGGGUUCCUCUCAUAUUUGCUUGGAAUAGAUUGAGGUCGUGCACUUUGUACAGGAAUUCCAUUGAGAGGCCACUAAGAACGUCCUUCUCUGCAUCCCAUCAGCGGCUCCAUGAUGCCUCAUUUUUACAACACUGACUACAAUCAUUGAAAUAAAGAUGGUGUUUCCACUGCAAAAUUACUACUUCUCUCUUUGUAACUAAUACGUAUCCUGUAUCCUGGGGAGAAAUAUUUUGAGACAAUGUAAAUAUGCUGUUUCUCACCAUACAUUUCCCCCACCAAUUUUUAGCAUUGAGCCACAGGUCUUGACUACAACAAUCAUGAUGCGUUUGCCCAAUGGUGACCUUCCAUUUCCCUGAUUCGGCCUACAUGGAUAAGGUUGAAUUUCAGUGGUGAACUUUUACAUCCUUCAUUCCUUGUACAUGUACUAACUGGAAAAGAAGAAAGGUCACUUGCCUAGCGAAGGAAAACUGGACCCAGAGUACAAACACAGGAUCCAAUUCCAACCACUCCAGGUCCCUCCCUGGUCUUGCAAGCCUCGCCCCCAAGAUGGCGAUGGGAGCGGAGGGGUCACACGGCCGCGCUGACGCUGACGUGGCCUCUGGUAGACGUCCUACGUGUCCCUCGCGGCGCUCCGUCCGCCGUCCCUGCCCCGCGCACCUGAUCCCAAGAUGGCGGCGCCCAGCGGAAGAAGGAAUGGCGGCGGCGGCGCGAGCUUGUGGGCCGCGCUGCUCUUGGCGGCUGUUGCUCUGAGGCCGGCGGAGACGGUGUCCGAGCCCACGACGGUGGCCUUUGACGUGCGGCCCGGCGGCGUAGUUCAUUCUUUCUCCCAGAACGUGGGCCCUGGGAACAAAUAUACCUGUGUGUUCACCUAUGCAUCCCAAGGAGGGACGAAUGAGAAGUGGCAGAUGAGUUUGGGGACCAGUGAAGACCACCAGCACUUCACCUGCACCAUCUGGAGGCCCCAGGGCAAGUCCUACCUGUACUUCACGCAAUUCAAGGCAGAGGUGCGGGGCGCCGAGAUCGAAUAUGGCAUGGCCUACUCGAAAGCCGCUUUUGAAAGAGAGAGCGAAGUGCCCCUGAAAAGUGAGGAAUUUGAAGUGACCAAAACAGCAGUGUCCCACAGGCCUGGGGCCUUCAAGGCUGAGCUGUCCAAGCUGGUGAUCGUGGCCAAGGUGACACGCAGUGAGCUGUGACCAGGAGCCCCACUGAGGGCGGUUCUUCCUCAUCUCCACUGAAGGAGCCAGGCCCCAAGAGGGCCCAGUACUGGUUUUGGGGGGAGGGGGCUGUUGGUUUUCUGCCCUGGCUGAUGUUGCCCUGUCUGGAGGGGUUCACUGGGCGGCUAAGGGCCUGGAGCGGAGUCUGGGGGACCAGGACCACGGUGGUGCUGAACCUCUCCCCUGGCUCCCGCUUUCCCCGCCCCCACUGCCCCUCUUAGCAGAAGAGGCAUCAAGGCACAAGGUGGGGUAGACAGGAGUCACGGCUUUUCUAAAACCAGAGGCAUCUCCCCUGGGAUCAGGCCAGAACCCUGGAUGCUCCAGGGAGAGUCAUCCUGCUGCCCUCUGACCCCCAAGCCGACCAUGAUCUUUUAAUUCCCCAGGGACCAUCUUUCAGACUAACUGGGAAGAAAUGAAAUGUUUUCAUAUUUAAAUAAAUAAAACAAUUAAACAGAGA